Messenger RNA from Rotaria sp. Silwood1, 621 nucleotides. Lineage: Eukaryota; Metazoa; Rotifera; Eurotatoria; Philodinida; Philodinidae. The record is from the annotation of a GenBank genome assembly.
AUGAAACCAAUUGCGAAGAUUUACCAUGUGUUAGUUACACGAUAUACAUAUAGUGAUGGUUUAUGGACGCGUUUAGAUGGAAAUGAUGCAAUUAAAUGUCCCAAUACAUUGAAUGAUCAGCGUCGUCAGAAUAAUAUUUCUCUAAGCCAUUAUUGUAUUGAUCCUUAUAGCGGAGAUAUGGGUUGUUUACCAAUUAAAUAUGCAGCUGAUACAUAUGUUCAUUGUCUUGGUGCUACUAAUGAACAAUAUCAUUGUCAAGAAGAAUAUCCAUUAGAUUAUGAUAAACGAUUUAAAUGUUGGAAUUCAUCGAUAUGUAUUAGUCCACUUCAACUUUGUGAUUGUCAUGUGGAUUGUCCAUUUGAAGAUGAUGAAAAUGAUUUAUUAUGUCGAUGGGGUAAAAAUCAAUGUCAUCCAGGUUGUGUCGUUUUACAACUUGAAACAUCAGCAAUAUUUUAUCGUCAUUUAGUUUCAUUAAUUGAUCCUCGAAAUGGUACAAUUAUAUCUUAUGAAGAUAUUUUAUAUACACCUGAAUAUCAAUGUACUCCAAAGAUUUAUUUCAAUUUAUUAUAUUCUCAAUUAUUAUCCGAUAAAGAACAAUCGAAAAUAUUACGUUCAAAUUGA